This is a messenger RNA of Egretta garzetta (little egret), 684 nucleotides long. It is a transcript of the gene ODF1, whose product is annotated as outer dense fiber of sperm tails 1. Bases 1 to 684 code for a protein of 227 amino acids. Lineage: Eukaryota; Metazoa; Chordata; Aves; Pelecaniformes; Ardeidae. The transcript is spliced from 3 exons. The record is from RefSeq and is a predicted model, not a curated record. Gene Ontology annotation, cellular component: outer dense fiber.
AUGGGUUCCCCUGGUCCACGGGUGGGAGCUGCAAAAGGGGGUGCAGUUGUGCAUGGACCCGGCCUGCGCUUCCCAUGCGAGUGCAGGCUGCCACGGCUGCACUCCUGCCCUCAUGCACUUCGCAGCGUGACGAUGUCGUUGCACGAUCGCCUUUUGGAAGAUGCCAGGCAGGAUUUCAGGCAGGCGGAGAGAGAGAUGCAGAGGCAGAUGAGGCUGCUGGACCUGCACGUGCGGCAGCUCUGCGAGGAGCUGCCUGCGUCCUGCCCCCGCAGCCUGGCCUUGCACCCCUGCUGCCUGCACCAGCCCGGCCUCUGCCCCUGGGAGGGAAGGGCCCUCACCGCAAGGCUGGAUGUGGAGCGAGAACUGGGCAGCAUGCGAAGAAGUCUUAAUAGGAUGUUGGACUCUUCCCAUGAUCACAAGCUUUUGGCUUUGAUGGAUGUAGAGGGUUUUGACCCCAAUGAAGUCACCGUGACGGUGAAAGACGGGAAGGUGAAGGUGUUAGCAGAGCAUGAGGAGGAGCACACCACUGCAAGAGGGAAGGAGUAUAACUACAAAAACAUCAAGAAGGAAAUCAGCCUGCCGCCGGGGGUGAGCGAGGAUGAGGUGACCUGCUCACUGGGACCAAAUAAUGUCAUGAAGAUCGAAACGGCAGGCAAGUGCUACCCUUGUGCCCUGAGCCGCUGA